Closterium sp. NIES-67 is the source of this 238-nucleotide messenger RNA. Lineage: Eukaryota; Viridiplantae; Streptophyta; Zygnematophyceae; Desmidiales; Closteriaceae. The record is from the annotation of a GenBank genome assembly.
CGCUCCACACGAAUGUUUGAAGACUAUCUGACCCUCCAGCACAUGCGCAACAAGCGAGAGGCAGAGGUGGAUGUUGAUGACGAGGUCGGGGCGGAUGGCUUCUCUGGAGACAACUCGGUAGGUUUUGAGGGUGAGGCUGCAGAGGAUGAGGAGGAGGAGGAUGAGGAGAAUGAAGAGGAUGAGGAGGAUGAGGAGGAAGGGGAGGAGGAGUAGGAGUAGACUAGGAGUAGUACUAGGU